UUUGCCGUUAUCAAGCAGCUCGUCCACAAGUGAUCAAGACCCUCACGACCCCUACCUCCCUGUUUCCUGCCGCCAGUAUGAAGGUUGUCAUCCUCCUCGCUCUUGUCUCCGUCGCUGCUGCCCGCAUGGCCUACCAAUUAUCUGACGGCUUCCUUAAGAUCCUGGGCGGUAACCCCAACACAGCGUUCUCGUGCGACAACCGCCCCUAUGGCUACUAUGCCGACGUGGCCAACGAUUGCAGGAUCUUCCAUAUCUGUCACCCUGAAGUUGACGAAUUUACUGGAGAGGUUCUUCGACAAGAUCAUUUCUCCUUCUACUGCGGUAACCAGACCAUCUUCAGCCAGGAGUCCCUCACCUGCGCCCACCCCGAGGAAGCCUUCCCCUGUGACCAGGCUGAGUCCCUCUACGACAUCUCCAACGCCGAUUUCGGCAAGAUCCCCGAGCCGACCGGAAACUUCCAAUAGUGUAGCUUCUGUUUCCUGUGUUACUGUUGUUUGUCACCAGAGGUUCUAAAGUGUUAUCCAUGCAUUCAUUAUUUUUAUGAUCUAAAUGUAUUUUUUGUGCGUUAUCUUGUAGUUUUCUCUUGCACAUCAUUUCUGCUUCCUGACUGCUUCCCCACGUGCUGCUUUACAAUUAUAGUUCUUGUAACCUUCCAGCAUUACACUCUCUACACGUCUAGUGCUCAAAGCUUGUUUAUGCAAAACAACACACCACAAGGGUUUACUGGUGAGAUAUAUAUAUUUUGCCUGAGUAUUUAAGCACCGCUUCUCUGCUGUGCAGGGAGCGAGCCUGCACAAUGAGCAAGUGUAUAGAUUGCUGAGCACUUGCUAACCUGUGCCAGGCAUUAUAGAGGCAGCGGGCUGGGCCUGUUGCACUCUUUACAAGUCUUGUUAUAGUACACCCGUACAAUGUCCUGCAUCAAUAAAUGUUUGCAUCCUC
Homarus americanus (American lobster) is the source of this 939-nucleotide messenger RNA. Its product is annotated as U-scoloptoxin(01)-Cw1a-like. Lineage: Eukaryota; Metazoa; Arthropoda; Malacostraca; Decapoda; Nephropidae. Gene Ontology annotation, cellular component: extracellular region. The record is from RefSeq and is a predicted model, not a curated record. The transcript has 3 exons. Bases 78 to 464 code for a protein of 128 amino acids. Gene Ontology annotation, molecular function: chitin binding.